AUGAAGGAAUUGACGCAGAGCACAGAGAUCUUCGAAAUAACACCCAAGCAAUCUAUUCCCAGAAUGAGGCAGCUCGCCGAAAACGAAACAGACGAGGAGACCAUCAAGAAGCUGACAGCACAAGACGUGCCCACAAACAUCUAUUUCCAUGUCUCUUGCAGAUCAUACAAUGGAGGAGUGCCCAUCAACGCGACUGUUGUGGUCCUUGUGAAUGACUAUCCUCAUUUCGCUGCGUUCUCGAGAGGCCUUCGGACUCAAUAUGGUCAAUUGCCGGGGAUGGUUCUCCUCCGAAGACAAAAUCCCAGACACUGGUUAUUCCAAAGCGAGAUUGGAGGAGUAGACAUGCACUCUCAUGCGCCAGGUGGUGGUCAGGCAUUUGCUAAACAUUGCAGGCCGGAAGAUGCAGAGCAAACGUACCUGGGGUUUCUUGACUUCAUGGCGUGGAAAGCGAAAACUGAUGUCGAGCAGGCGGUCCAGGCAGCCAAGAAGAGACUUGCGCUUGCCAAAGCGAUGCGCAAGGGAGUGGCGGAGUACACGGCGGAAGGCAAGAAGAGAGAGUUCCCGGAGUUCCACGUUCCCAAUGCUGUCAAUGUGCAUGGGUAUGUGGAUAUAUUCUUCUGA
Molecule: messenger RNA, 621 nt
Organism: Cladophialophora yegresii CBS 114405
Lineage: Eukaryota; Fungi; Ascomycota; Eurotiomycetes; Chaetothyriales; Herpotrichiellaceae
Exons: 1
Coding region: 1-621 (206 amino acids)
Source: RefSeq, a predicted model, not a curated record